ACGCUGCGCUACAUGGCGCCCGAGGUGUUUGACGGAGCGGUCAACCUGCGCGACUGUGAGGCCUCACUUAAGCAGAUCGACAUCUACGCCCUGGGUCUGGUCAUCUGGGAACUGGCCAGUCGCUGCGUCGACCUCUACCAGGGCGCCCCAAUGCACGAGUACAUGCUCCCCU
Molecule: messenger RNA, 172 nt
Organism: Aplysia californica (California sea hare)
Lineage: Eukaryota; Metazoa; Mollusca; Gastropoda; Aplysiida; Aplysiidae
Product: bone morphogenetic protein receptor type-2
Biological process (GO): protein phosphorylation; cellular response to growth factor stimulus; BMP signaling pathway
Cellular component (GO): signaling receptor complex; plasma membrane
Molecular function (GO): transforming growth factor beta receptor activity; ATP binding
Source: RefSeq, a predicted model, not a curated record